This is a messenger RNA of Saccostrea echinata, 1237 nucleotides long. RefSeq lists its product as uncharacterized. The record is from RefSeq and is a predicted model, not a curated record. Bases 23 to 1237 code for a protein of 404 amino acids. NCBI's taxonomy places the organism in Eukaryota, Metazoa, Mollusca, Bivalvia, Ostreida, Ostreidae. The transcript is spliced from 4 exons.
UGACAGUUCUCUACAAGUGAACAUGACGAGAAAAAAUGCGACAGCAGUCUAUUUCACGGGGGAAUUAGAGAACGAAUUACAAGAGCGUGACCUUCAAGUGUUCUUUAAUAACACCAGGACCAAGGAAGAAGUCAUGAAAGAAAUUGACUGUCUGCGGAAAAGAGAACUUUACGAGCAUAAAGAGGAGGACUGUUCACCUUUGUGCAAGAGCAAAGGUUGCAGCAAUCUGCGAGUGAUUGACAGCUGCUGGAAAGUGUGCAUGUGCCACUGCAUGUUUGCUGUUCCAAUGGAAGUUGAUGGUUAUCCAUUAUUAACAUUUCCCAACGUAUGCACUGUAGAGCCAAAGGCGGGGUCAGUGUUUUGUGAUGAACACCACCAGCUCUUGGAAAAACACCAAAUUCCAACCAAAAAAGAGGAUUUUCUAAAAUUCCUAGGAUGUGCAGUUCACCCAAAGUCUGCCAAUGACAUCAGAAAGGUUGAUGAAAAGCUGCUGGAAUUUGCAUCCCAAUUAUAUGAAAGUGAUUCAACUGGGAAGGCACUGGGAUUAUCAGCAUUGAAUUACCAAGGAACAGAUGAAAUAGUUGCAAGCAUGAGUGUCAAUUCCUGGGAAGACAAUGCAAAGAAAGACGAAGCAUGCAACAAAGACACUGGGGAGAAAGCACGUCUUCGUCAGAGAUCUAGAGGGCAUUUUCUGUGCGUUACUGGGGGAGGACACAUUACUUACUUUGACCCAAUUUUCAAGUCUGAGAGUCCCUCACAGAUCUUCAUGCAGGUAGUGCGCCUAAUGUACUUAGAACUGAAAGACGUUCCAGAAGAGGAUCUAGAGGAAGCAAUGGAGAACUACAUUCUGUGCUAUGACAAUAUGUGUCAACUAGACUCCUUAAAAGCAGCAAAAGAGGACUUGCCCUUGCCUCCCCCAUUUCACACGAUGUGGAGAAACAUCACAAAAAUUAUUGACAGACUACAUUUGGCCAACCAUAAAAAUCCAAAGUGUAAAGAAUCGUACAGUGCUGACCAAGCCCUCCCUCCUGGUUACAACACCAUGGUUGCAGAACAAACAUUUUCUUGGUUUUCCCGCUUCAAGAAAAUAGCAAAUUCCAUGUCCCAGACCCAUCAUUUGUUCUUUAUCCAUAGGAACAUUAAACGUCGAAAUGCCUACACCGCAAAGUGCAGAAGGAAAGGCAAGGAACCUGUCCUCCCAGGAAUCAAUUCCAAACUCCUGACAAAACUUUCGUAG